Messenger RNA from Boleophthalmus pectinirostris (great blue-spotted mudskipper), 3015 nucleotides. Its product is annotated as arrestin domain-containing protein 3-like. The coding region runs from base 130 to 1482 and encodes 450 amino acids. The transcript is spliced from 6 exons. Gene Ontology annotation, biological process: protein transport. Lineage: Eukaryota; Metazoa; Chordata; Actinopteri; Gobiiformes; Gobiidae. Gene Ontology annotation, cellular component: cytoplasm; plasma membrane. The record is from RefSeq and is a predicted model, not a curated record.
GAUCACAGGCGUGGUCUUGCCAGUGCUGUGGGCCAACGAUUGUCAAGAUCAUGUUUUCAUUUUUCGCUAACUAGCAUGCUACUUUCGUUUUUUUUUUAAUUUUUUGUUUUCUUGUGGCCUAGUUUUAAAAUGCCUUCCCUGAAAAACUUUGCGAUAACUUACGAUGACUUACACAAUUAUGGGAUCUUUUCGGAGGGCGAUACAGUAACGGGAAAGGUUACACUGGAACUAGAAAAACAAACCAAGAUCGAAAGCCUCUCCGUAAAACUUAAAGGCGAUGUUAAAGUUCAUUGGACUGAACAGCAUGGGGAAGACUCUCAUACCUACAGCGCGAACAGAAGAUUGUUUAAGGAGAAGCAUUUUCUCAUCACUCAAGAGACUAAAGACACCAGACUUCCCGCAGGGGUUCAUAUUUUCAAAUUCAGCAUCGGUAUACCAUUAGGAAACAUGCCAUCAUCCUUUCGAGGUGGUUCUGGAAAGGUUGUUUACAAACUUGAAGCGAGGUUGUGUAGAAGCUGGAGGUUUGACCGUACAGAUGAAAAAGAGAUUUGUUUCCGGACAAAGGCAUUUCCUAAUAUUAAUCGAAUGAAUUUCCAACAAGUAGGCUCAACAAAUAAGGAAGUUGGUAUUUUCAAUAAAGGAACUGUGCAGAUGGAUGUUACAGUCGACAGGAGAGGUUAUGUCCCAGGUGAUUCUGUGUUGAUAAAUGCAAAGAUCAACAAUUCCUCAUCCAAAGAUGCAACACCCAAAUUCAGCUUCAUUCAAGAUGUGGAGUAUCGAGUAAAGGGAAAUACUAAACAUGACAAAUUAGUAAUUUGCAGAGAAUACCGAGAGUGUGUUAAACCCCAAACUCUUAAGGAACACACAUUUUCAUUGACGAUUCCUCCCGAUACACCCCUGUCCAUUCAAAACUGUGACAUACUUUCAGUGGAGUACCGCAUUAAGGCAUCCCUGGACAUCAGUUUUUCCUUUAACCCAGAGAUUGUGUUUCCAGUAGUCCUUUUCUGGGAUAGUCCUCAUACUGCAGGUGGCGCUAUUGGAGGCCCGAGCACCAGUGACUUCCCUGCUCCAGUAUCUUUUGUUAGUCCUUAUUCUUCAGCUACAUCAGCCACUUCUCAAUACCCAGCUAGUGCUGCAAUGUACGCUGGAGCUCCAAGCAUGUGUUCUGUGCCUGAGCAGAUAAACGCAUAUGGAUAUCCAUUUUCUUCAUCAUCAUCAGCCUCUGUUCUUCACCCUCCUCCUCCAGCAACACUUCUUCAUCCACCUUCCUCUGGCCAGGCACAUUCUCAAUUCUCUUCAACGCCACCAACUUACAAUACACUGGAAGUAGAAAAUGAUCACUUUGCCCCACUCCCCUCUGGAGUAAGUGUCCCUUCUGCCCCUAUGAUGACUGAAAACUUCCUCUCCCAAACAGAUGAGGAACCUCCAUCAUAUGAAAUCCUCUUCCCCUCAUCCAAUGGUUCAAAUCCUCGUCCAAAGUAAUUCAGUGUUGCUGUUGAUCAAAUUGCUAAUAUCAUAUUAACUGUUCUAGCUAGCUAAUAAAACAGUAGUAAUAGUGUGCAGUUUUACAUGUGGCCUAACUACCCAGCCUAUCAAGUCUAUUUGUUGACUUGAUAUGCCAGGUUCUUAUGACAUUAUAAUAUUCUAGGAUGUUUAUGGGACUGUUACCUGAUGAUUUCAAAACUUUGGCUACUUUUCAGGUGCAAUGGAAUUUCAAAUCAUUCAUGUUGGCCUUUGGACAGAUUUAUUAUCUCUACUGCUUUGUAAAAUGCUUUAAAUUUAAAGCUGCACAGUGAUAAGCAUACUCUGGUUUACCUCUAGACACCAUUUUCAUAUAUAACAUAUGUUACCAAAUUAUGUUUACCACAAUGUUCUAUGCAAUGUUUUUUUUGUGUCAAACAACUGUGAUAUCAUACUUGACAAUCCUAUAGUAGCCAUAUUAUAUUGUGUUGUAGGGCAGGUCAGAAUUAUAUGGUGGAAUUUGCUGUUUAACUCUGAGAUUCAGAUUUAGUCAGAUUGCCUGGUUUAUGACUAAGAGCUAAGAACAAUUACUGGGGCUAUCAACAUGAAACAAGAACAGACAUAAAGUGCUAAAUCUACCCUGUCAUAAAUAUUUACAGUAUAGCUUCAGAAAGUGGUGCUACUAUUCAACCCUUAAAGAUGUGUUGUCAGUAGAAAGGACCACAAAGAUUGUGUUCUGCUUACCUUCAUAUACUUUUCGCACAAAGUCAGAAGAAAUUGUGGUUUGGAGCAGAAGCCAGAAAAUAAAAGUGCCCAAACAUUAUUACAGAAUCUUUUGUUUUGGAAAAACAUGGAACUACCGGAUCUCACUUUACUGAUUCAAACAUGUUGGAUUUCUAUGCUUGUUCUGCUCUUGUCUUUUCUGAUUGAUUGAUUGAUGUGUAUAACUCUGAGUACUGCAUAUCAGUAUAUGUUGGCCAAGUUAAACAAGUCUGAAAAAAAAAAAUAAAAUUUGGACGCCACUUACCUCACGGAUGUGGUGGUUGAAUCAAAUACAAUUUAUGAUAUAAAACCAAGCUUAAAGAAUAAAAUUGGGUAGGUUUGUGGACCAGAGCCUGAAUCCUGACAAGUAAUAAAAAGCUUAAAAGCUCAACACUCAUGUCAGCCUUAUAAGUUAGAAAAUGUCCCUUAGAGUUAAACAGAAAGUAUACUGAAAUAUGCCAUACUGAAAGUAUGGCAUCAGCAAAUUUCCAUGUUUUUUUUUUUUUUGUUUUUUUUUUGUUUUUUUACAGAUGUUAUUUUGGAAUAAAAAUAAGUGUAUUGUUGAAUGUAAAACAAAUCAGUGCCUUUGUUACCAUAAAAAUAUAUAUUUUUGUGUACAACAUUAUACAAGAAAACUGGAAUGUUGAGUGUAUAAUUUUUCAGGUUAUUUACUGACUCAAAUGAACACACUAUUUAGAUUUGUUUGAUGUGAACCAUAGGCUGUGAUAUAGCAAUGCACAUAUAGACCCAAACCUGUCAAGUAUUAUAAUAAACAUCCUUGUCAUUUAUUGA